AUGACCGCACAGCACAGUGUCACCGAUUACCACUCAACACCCACAAAAUCAUUGACGUUUGGAAGAGAAUGGGAAGAAAAGAAUCUAUUCGUUGUUACUUCUUCCUCACCAGCUUCUUGUUCAUCCUCUGAUCGGCGAGGUUUUUCUUCUGAUUUAGCCACCACCAUCACACUUUGCGGCCAUCGAAUCUUAACCUCUUUAAGUUGCAUCUCAACUUCGUUGUCAUCUAACCUCGUCGCCUUUGAAUUGCUUGCCUUUUUAUUGGAUGGAUUGCAUGAAGAUUUGAAUCGUGUGAAACAAAAGCCUUACAUUGAAAUGAAGGACUCGGAUGGUAGGCCAGAUGAGGAAGUCGCAUAUGAAUGUUGGAAAAAUCAUAUGGCUCGGAAUGAUUCAUUGAUUGUUGAUGAAUGCCAGGGUCAAUACAAAUCAACACUGGUUUGUCCUGAAUGUGGCAAAAUUUCAAUCACUUUCGAUCCCUUCAUGUACUUAUCAUUACCACUUCCUUCCACUGUCACCCGUACAAUGACUGUUACUGUCUUUUAUUGUGAUGGGAGCGGUCUUCCCAUGCCGUACACCGUGACAGUGCUGAAGAAUGGUUGUUGUAGAGAUCUUUGCCAAGUAUUGGGUACUGCAUGCUGCUUGAAGAGUGAUGAAAUGCUUUUGCUUGCUGAGGUUGUUUAUAUGGAUGAGCCAAGUAUUGGAUUAGACCCUGCUUCAAGAAAAUGUUCAUGGAAUGUUAUCAAGCUUGCAAAACAGGAUCGUGCAAUCAUUCUGACAACACAUUCUAUGGAAGAGGUGGAGGCCUUAUGCGAUCGAUUAGGAGUAUUUGUAAAUGGUAACUUGCAGUGCAUCGGAAAUCCAAAGGAGGUACUUGCUCAAGUGAUAUGCUUUAAUCAAAGUGUAUUUCAAAAUAAAACUAUUAAAUGGGUUUGCCCAUAAACUGUUAUUUUACUGAUCCGGAUUC
Molecule: messenger RNA, 964 nt
Organism: Cicer arietinum (chickpea)
Lineage: Eukaryota; Viridiplantae; Streptophyta; Magnoliopsida; Fabales; Fabaceae
Product: putative ubiquitin carboxyl-terminal hydrolase 11
Biological process (GO): lipid transport; transmembrane transport
Cellular component (GO): membrane; intracellular membrane-bounded organelle
Molecular function (GO): lipid carrier activity; ABC-type transporter activity
Source: RefSeq, a predicted model, not a curated record